UUAGACUCCUGGAGGCCGGUGGAAGAGAAGGACCGCAGCGCUCCACGUCAGAGACCAAAUUAAAAAAAGAAAACAUGAGUAUCAAUACUCCGACUGGCCGGGCCCUCACCGAGGACCAGUUCACCUGCUCCAUAUGCCUGGAAAUAUUUGUGGAGCCCGUGUCGACACCCUGCGGUCACAGCUUCUGCAAGGCCUGCCUGCAGGGCUACUGGAACCACAGCAAGAAGUUCUCCUGCCCCAUGUGCAAGAAGAACUACUCCAGAAAACCAGAGAUGAGCGUCAACCGGGUCCUGGCCGAAAUAUCCUCCCAGUUCCAGGGUCUGGUGGUCUCUGGCGGUGCCUCGGGAAGCCCCUCGCGAGGCGGCUCAACGACUACGAGCUCAGACCCGGGCCACAGCGGCCCUCCAGCUCUGGACACCGGAGAGUUCGCCCGGCCCGGCGACGUUCCCUGCGAUGCCUGCAUUGGGAGGAAGCUGAAGGCUCUGAAGUCCUGCGUGAACUGCCCUGGAUCCUACUGCGAGGCCCAUUUGAGGCAUCACAAGAAGGUCAAGACUCUAACGUCACAUUUCCUGAUCGAACCCACCUUUCACCUGGAGGAAAAGAUCUGCAAGAAACACGAACGCCUCCUGGAAGUGUACUGCCGCACCGACCACACAUGCAUCUGCAAGGCUUGCGCCGAGGCCACGCACAAAUCCCACGAUAUCAUUUCCGUCGACCACGAGUUUAAGAAAAAGAUGACCAAUCUGGGAAAGAAGAGGUCAGAGUUGAAAAACCUAAUCAAAGAACGAGCCAAGAAACUGGAAGAGAUCAAGCAAUCCAUCAAGGUCAUCAAGGCCAGCUCUCAGAAGGAGCUGGAGGACAGCUGGCAGGUGUACGCCGCGCUGCAGAAGCUGGUGGAGCAGAGUCAGGCCGAGAUGGUGGAGCUGAUCACCACCAGGCAGCGCGAGGCGGAGCGCCACGCCCAGGAGCUGGCCCGGACCCUGGAGAACGAGCUGAGCCAGCUGAGGAGGAGGAGCAACGAGCUGGAGGCCCAUGCGCACACCAAGGACAAAGUGGUCUUCCUUCAGAACCUGGCCACGCUGUCCCACUCGCCCGAGCACAACGAUUGGUCAGGGGUCAGCAUCAACACCGACAUCUACCUGGGGACGCUCUGCUCCUCUGUCGGCGGCCUCAUCGAGAAGUUCCAGGACGAGCUCAAGAGACUUUAUGGGAAAGAGUUCCGGAAGGUGCAGAACUAUGCAAGUGAAGUUAUUUUGGACCCGUCCACAGCCCAAAAGAACCUGGUCAUUACUCACGAAGGUCAGCAGGUGAAAUACGAAGAGCACAAGGUUUCCCACUCGGAGGGUCCGAAGCGCUUCAACCCGGCCCUCUUCGUGCUGGCCCGAGAGGCCAUCCACUCCGGCCGCCACUACUGGGAGGUGGAAGUCGGGCGCAAGACGGCCUGGACGCUCGGCGUGGUGCGCGCCACGGCUCGCCGCAAGGGCGAAAUCAAGCUGAACCCUGAAGGCGGCUACUGGUGCCUGUGGCUGAAGAACGGCGAGGUGAAGGCGCUCGCCGAGACUCGCCUGCCGCUGGCGCUCAUGUCCCAUCCCAGCAAAGUAGGACUUUUCUUGGAUUACGAGGCCGGCCAGCUGUCUUUCUACGACGUGAAGACACGCCAGCACCUCUACACUUUCACGGAUAAGUUCAUCGAGAGCGUGUACCCGAUCUUCAGCCCCUGCCUAAGCCAGGACGGGAAGAACAACUCUCCUCUGGUCAUAACACAAGUUAAGCACACAUGCUGGGGGAGCUGGAGGUGGCAGUGGUCAAAGCUGGUCUCAGAUAUCAGCGCGCAGCGGAGUCUUAAGGCAGCUGCUCCUUGCAGGUCUGGUGCCCCAUUCAAAGGCUGGUUGCUUUUGCUGAAAAUGACCCUGCCUCUCCGCCGUGUAGGAAUGGCUGCCACUGGGAACCUGUCUGAAGAGCAGGUCCACUGCUCCAUCUGCCUGGACGUCUUCACCAACCCCGUGUCCAUCCCCUGUGGGCACAACUUCUGCCAGACCUGUAUCCUGGGAUACUGGAAAACCAGCCCUCUGUAUCAGUGUCCCAUGUGCAAGAAGUCCUUCCACAAACGUCCCGACAUCAGCGUUAACACGGUGCUGAGGGAGAUUGCAGAGCAGUUCAAGCAGAUAAGAGUCAAGAGCACCGAAGUGAAGGGAAGUGGGGAAGAAAGCACAGGUAAGACCAAGAAGUGGAUGAUGGAGAGGAAGGUGAAGGAGGAUGAGGAGAGGCUUCUGGAGAAAGGUCAGAUGCAGAACCUUAUGGAGGAGCUGAAACAAAAGCAAGAAGAGAAGAAAAAGAAGCAGGAAGUGAAGGAGAGUCAAGGGGAGGAGCUACCGCCAUUAAUCCCUCCAGUUUUGCCAUCUAAAGCUUCUCCUCCACCUUCACCUCAAGACUUAGCUCAAGCUCUGCCACGAGAAGCAUCACCUCCACCUUCACCUGGACCAACUUCCCCUGCACUUCCUCAAACGUCCCCAAUAUCCCUGACCCCUCCUCUGCUGUGGGAGGAAGUCCUCUGCGAUGUUUGCCUGGGCGACGGCCGCCCCAAAGCCGUCAAAUCCUGCCUUGUGUGCCUCACCUCUUACUGCGACGAGCACCUCAAGUCUCACUCCACCAGGUUCACCAAGCACAAGCUGAUGGAACCGGUGGCCAACAUGGAGGACAGGAUGUGUCCCAAGCACGAGCGGCUGCUGGAGCUCUUCUGCAAGAAAGACCAGACCUGUGUGUGUGUCCUCUGCACAGAGACAGACCACAGGGCACAUUACACCGUCCCUGUGGAGAGAGAAUGGACUGAGAAGAAGGCAUUGCUGAAAAAGACAGAGAUCGACGUCCAGCAGAUGAUCCAAGACAGAGUGAAGAAGGUGGAGGAGAUCAAGCACUCCUUGGAGGUCAACAAGGUCAGCGCUCAGAGAGAGAUUGAGGAGAGCAUGCAGGUCUUCUCGGAGCUGGUGCGCUCUAUCCAGAAGGCUCAGGCCGAGCUGGUUCUGGUCAUUGAGGAGAAGCAGAGGCAGACGGAGAGGCGGGCCGAGGGCCUCAUCGCCGAGCUGGAGCAGGAAAUCUCGGAGCUCAAGACGAGGCAUGCGGAUUUGGAAAAUGUGAACAGAACUGACCACAUUCACUUCCUGAAGAGUUUUCCAGCCUUAAGCGCCAUCCCAUCUGUUAAAGACUGGUCUGAAACCAGUGUUCCCACAGACACAAGCGUUGGGAUGAUCAGGAGAUCUGUGUCUAAACUGGAGACGGCAUUAAGUGAAAUGAUUGACAAGCUGUCUGCAAGUGAGAUUAAGAAAAUUCUGAAAUAUUCAGUGGACGUCAUGCUGGACCCAGACACUGCCAAUCCAUGGCUCCAGCUCUCUCAGGACAGGCACCAGGUGAGGCACCUGGGGGCCUGGCAGGAACUCCCGGACAACCCUGACCGCUUUGACACCGUGGUCAUAGUGCUAGGCAGAGAUGGCUUCACUUCAGGGAGACACUACUGGGAGGUCCAGGUGGGAGACAAGGAUGACUGGUACCUAGGCGUGGCCAAGGCUUCGGUCAAAAGAAAAGGUAGGAUCUCUGUGAGCACAGCCCAGGGUUACUGGGCUCUGGCCAUGAAGAAAGGCCAGGGCUACCGGGUGUCAACGUCGCCGCCGCUGCUGCUUUCGCUCGACCAGAAGCCAAAGAGAGUAGGUGUGUACGUGGACUGUGAGGAAGGACAGAUCUCGUUCUAUGACGUGAGAGCUCGGAUCCACAUUUACACGUUCGAGGAUGCCUUCACGGAGAAGAUCCUGCCGUUUUUUUACCUGUACUGCUGCGACAAAGCUUCUGACACAAUGGCCAUCUGUCCGGUGCAGGAGAAAAACCUCAUCUAAUAAAACUCAGUUUAGACUUCAUGAUGUAGAUGAAAAUCCUGGCAUAGACUGGAUUUCUGACGCACACCUUAUUUUACUAAAACUGCAUUUUCAUGUAUAAAUGUUGGGUGUAAUACAAAGGGUUGGACGUAAAUGGACAAUUGAGGUGCAUCGAUUAUGUUACGACAGAUGUGACACACUGGUAUGUCUUGUGUUUCUGUCCCCCAAUCAUCCCACUGUGUUGUGUGAAGUGAUUAUCCAACCUAACUAUAGCAUACCAUUGUUCUAUGGACUUACAACUGAAGGGAGUCCAGAUAAUGUGGUACGAGUCACUUGUACUCACAGGCCCAAGUUGUAGCACUCAAAGGCAAUGACGCAAAAGUAACUUUCUAAAAGGCUUGUCAAUUAAUCAAAAGCUUGUUUGUCUGCAGGAAUUUAACAUGCUGUGCAAAAUACUUGUGUACAAAGUUUGAAUUGCACACACAUUUGCCACUACUUUGUUUCUACGUUGUUUUCAGAAACUGCUCAAGAAAAAUAACAUUUUGAAAAAUAGAUCUGCCAGCCACUUUUUUAGAUACACCUGUUCAAUUCAACAGAACACGUCAAACCGGCCAAUCACACGGAUUUUAGGUGAGGAAAACUGAUUCCAAUCAAACUUUGGCGCAGUCGUUGCCAGACAGGUUGGUAGGAGUAUUUUGGAAGAGGCAGCAGUCAAUGUAACAGCAUGGGUUCAUUUCAUGAAAAGUUCAAACUGCUGAAGGUGGAGUUACUGGUGUGGUGGCUGUUUUCUCAGCACACUUUUUUGGUUCCCUCAGUACCAGCAGAACAUUUUUGAUGGCUAGUGGGAUAAUUCCUCAUGUCAUAAAACUCAAAUGUUCUCUGCUUUAGUGAACAGAAUGAGGAGUUACGGUUCCCUAAUGGCCCAAGCCAUCAGCCAUAAGAACGUGAGAACUGGAGAGUCGUAAUGUGGACGUACUCCCAACAGGUCUGCAUCAAUGAUAUGAUCGUGUAAUUUUGGACUGAAACUCAUUGUUUUGAACUAGUGCAAAACCAAACCCCCCUUUAAGUGGAAGGUUUUUGUGUUUUUUCAACACCUGUUGGUGUCUUACUCACUCAAGUCAAAAAGUUUGCAGUGAAAUGCAGGCCUGUUACUGCAUGACACAGCUUGAUGAAUUGACUCUAACAAUUAUUUCCUGGUCGAAACGUUUGCUAUAGCAGGAAAGAGAUGAAUUCCCAGUCAAUAUAGAGUUCCAUAGAACCAUUGUAAAAAAAAAACAACAACAACAAACAAACAAAGAAAAUUUGCUCAAAUCAGCUAAAAAUAAUUCUACAUGCUGGAGUUUGGGAAGUGAAAUUUGCGUGUUCUGAGGUGAUGCAAUGAUGUUACUAAUAUCUGACACAAACCAUGGAAAAGUAGGAGUCAAACCUUACGUUUGGUUAAAUGAACGGGAAAUAAGAGGUGCGUUCCAGAUGACGCAAUGACAGAAUGUUAUUUUUUACACAAUCCCAGGCCUUACAGGUACAUGGAGAUUAUAUUUUGUGAACUUUGCCGUUUUCCCAUUUGGAUUCAAUUCAGUAACUGCAUGCGUGCCAUGAAAAGCAAAGUUCUGCCUUGACUUGUUUGGUCGUAACUUUAAAGUCUGUAGGAUGUAAGAGAAACGUGUAAAACAAUAAAUGCUCUCCAGAACAUCA
Messenger RNA from Poeciliopsis prolifica (blackstripe livebearer), 5555 nucleotides. It is a transcript of the gene btr12, whose product is annotated as bloodthirsty-related gene family, member 12. The transcript has 15 exons. Lineage: Eukaryota; Metazoa; Chordata; Actinopteri; Cyprinodontiformes; Poeciliidae. The coding region runs from base 75 to 3884 and encodes 1269 amino acids. Gene Ontology annotation, molecular function: zinc ion binding; protein binding. The record is from RefSeq and is a predicted model, not a curated record.